Delphinapterus leucas (beluga whale) is the source of this 3297-nucleotide messenger RNA. RefSeq names its product TNF superfamily member 10 (gene TNFSF10). Gene Ontology annotation, cellular component: membrane. The record is from RefSeq and is a predicted model, not a curated record. Gene Ontology annotation, molecular function: tumor necrosis factor receptor binding. Gene Ontology annotation, biological process: immune response. NCBI's taxonomy places the organism in Eukaryota, Metazoa, Chordata, Mammalia, Artiodactyla, Monodontidae.
AGCUGCUGCCUCGUUCACUCUGUGGCAGUCAGACUCUGACAGGACCAUGGCCCUGAUGCAGGCUCCAGGGAGCCCCAGCCCUGGGCAGACCUGCGCACUGAUCCUGAUCUUCACCGUGCUCCUGCAGGCCCUCUGUGUGGCCGUGACUUACGUGUACUUCACCAACGAGCUGAAGCAGAUGCAGGACAAGUACUCCAAAAGUGGCAUAGCUUGCUUCUUAAAGGACGAUGACAGUUCUUGGGAUGCCAGUGAUGACGAGAGUAUGAUCAAUCCCUGCUGGCAUGUGAAGUGGCAACUCCGUCAGUUUGUUAGAAAGAUCAUUUUGAGAACCUAUGAGGAAACCAUUCCUUCAAUUCCAGAAAAACAACAAAAUAUUCCUCACCUAGAAAGAGAAAAAGGUCCUCAGAGGGUAGCUGCUCACAUAACUGGGACCAAUCGGAAAAGCACAUUCUCAUUUCUAAGCUCCAAGAAUGAAAAAGCUUUGGGCCAGAAAAUAAAUUCCUGGGAGUCGUCAAGAAAAGGACAUUCAUUCUUGAAUAAUUUGCACUUGAGGAAUGGAGAGCUGGUUAUACACCAAACAGGGUUUUAUUACAUCUAUUCCCAAACAUACUUUCGAUUUCAGGAAACUGAGGAGGUUUUGGGAACAGUUUCAACAGAAGAGAACAGAAAGAAAAACAAACAAAUGGUACAAUAUAUUUACAAAUGCACGAGCUAUCCUGACCCCAUACUGCUGAUGAAAAGUGCUAGAAAUAGUUGUUGGUCUAAAGAUUCAGAAUAUGGACUCUAUUCCAUCUAUCAAGGUGGAAUAUUUGAGCUUAAGGAAAAUGAUCGAAUUUUUGUCUCUGUAACUAAUGAGCAAUUGAUUGACAUGGACCAAGAAGCCAGUUUUUUCGGGGCCUUUUUAAUUGGCUAAAUGAUCUGCAAAGAAAAAACAGUGCCCCCAGAGAGACCUUUCACUUUUCAGAGUGAUACACUGUGAAAAGACUGCAAAAGAGCUGACAAAAUAAGGCAGCCUGAGCAGAGCAGCCUCAAUCACGAGACUCUACAACACAAGCUUUUUUGGUAUCUCUGAAAAGUGACCAACGUAUUCCAAGACAGAGAAACUGACAAAAGACCUUCUGAGACUCUACCUGAUAUCAGCUUGCUAGCAGAAAUCUAGAAGGUUCUCAGUUUACAAACAUUUGUGUAGCAAUUAACGUCUUCCGCCUUAACCGUCUACUCUUGCGAAGAUACCAGAAGACUGAAAGUUCACGGUCAGGGUAUGCAGUGUGCCAGGGGAGUUGGUGCAGUGUGGGGCCUUGUGGGAGUUGUCCUGUACCCUCGUACUCUUGGAAGUAAGAAAAUUCCAUUCGAAAUCGUAUCAUUUCACUAAACAAAUUAAAGUUAUGUUUAGUGAACAAGGAACUAUUUUCAGUUGGCCAAAACGUUCGUUUGGGUUUUAUGUAAUCAUAUGUAAAAAUCCGAACGAACGUUUUGGCCAACCCGAUAUUUCUGAAUGGCUUGUGCUUUUCACUCCCAGAAGUCAGGCUGACCGAAAGCACUGAAGGUAUUUUUGAUAAAAGACUCAAAUGAAUGAUAAGCUAAUCAGAAAUCGGGAAUUUGGCCCCUUGUGAGCAGGAGAACUGGGAAAGUGGGAAAAAAAAAAGAACUGUUUGAUAAUGUAACUUAAGGAUGGGCAAGAAUUAAUUAUGACUCUAUAUUUUUAUACUAAAAUUUAAAAAUACGUGUUUCUUUUUCAAUAAAAAUGACGUUAAAAUAUGUAGUUUUUGUGUAUCUAGUACUUAUGUUUUAUAGUAACAAGAUUACUAAUGAUGGGGAAAAGGAAUUCUUAUCUCUUUUUCAUGGUAUUGUUUAUCUGACAUGUGUUACUGAAGAAAGAAAGAAACUGCUCACUUUUUAUAUAAUGUGAUUAAAAGAUAUCAGUCCUUUCCUUUAUAGUUAAUGCUUUUGUUAUAGGUUGAAUUGUGUCCCCACAAAAGGUAUGUAGAAGUCCUCCUCCCCAGUACCACAGAAUGUGACCUUAUUUGGAAAGAAGUCGGUUGCAGAUAUAAUUAGUAAAGAUGAGGUCAUAGUGGAAUAGGCUGGGUCCUCAAUAUUGUAUAAUGUGACUGGUGUCCUCAUUAUUUAAAGAAGGAAAUUUGGAAACAGGAACAGAGACACACAGGGAAAACUCCAUGUGGCAACAGAGGCAGAGAUUGGAGUGAGGGAGUUGCAAGCAAGGAGCUCCAAGGAUUGACGACCAUCAUCAGAAGUUCAGGAGACAAGAAAAUAUUCUACCCAUAGCCUCAGAAAUCUACCGACACCUUGAUUUUGGACUCCUGGCCUCAAGAACUGUGAGAGAAUAAAUUUCUGUUGUUGAAAGCCACCCAGUCUGUGGCACUUUGGUUCAGCAGCCCGAGGAAGCUAAUACAGCUUUGUACACUAUGUUCAAGAGAUCUAUUUUUACCGAUGCGUACAGAUAUCACCAUCUAUAUAUUUUUCUGAAAUCUUUAAAUUUGGCCUUUCAUAGUUUGAUAGUGGGAUUCAACUGUAGUUUAAUUCAUGUGUGAUGAGCUAGGGAUGGAAUUUUAUCUUUUGCCAUAUCAGGGACCAGUUGUCCAGCACUGUUCAUUGGCUAGUCUACUCUUUCCCCACUGAUUUUAAGGUUUAAUAUCAUAUACCAACAUCCCAGGAGGUCUGUUUCUGUGCUCACUUUCUUUUCCUAUUGGCCUGGUUGUCCGUCCUUGCACCCAUACCAUCCAUUUUUAAAAACUGUGAUAAAAUACAAAUAACAUAAGAUUUACCAUUUAACCAUUUCUGAGUGUACAGUUCAGUGGCAUUAAGUACAUUCACACUUUUGUGCAACCAUCACCCCAUUCAUGUCCAGAGCAUUUCAUUACCCCAAACUAAAACUUUAUAACCAUUAAACAAUAAUUCCUCAUUUUCCCUUCCUCCCGCCCCUGGUAAUCACCAUACUACUUUCUUUAUGAAUUUGACUGUCCUAUGUACCUAAUGUAAAUAGAAUUAUGCAAUAUCUGUUCUUUUAUGUCUGGCUUAUUUGACUUAGCAUAAUGUCUUCAAGGUUCAAUCCAUGUUGAAGUAUGUGUCAGAAUUUCAUUUCUUUUUUUAAAUUUUUUUAAUUUAAGUACAGUUAAUUUACAAUGUUAUGUUAAUUUCUGUAGUUCAUUUCUUUUUAAGUCUGAAUAAUAUUGCAUUGUUGGAAAAUACAUUCCACAUCCUGUUUAUUCAUUUAUCUGUUGAUCAUACUCUGGCUUUAGUGGUUGCUAUUUGCUUUUCUAUAAAUCUUGAUGUCUUGUA